UCGCAGCACCCAAAACCCUAAGAUUACAAUUUACAACCCAGUAGAACAAUAAGCUGCAAAACCCUCCCUUUCUCCCAAAACACACACACACACACACACUUGCCGUAGACUCGAGAUGUUGAGAAGACAAGUGAGUUCACUCAUCUCAAUCUGCAAACAAAAUGGAUCCACGUAUCUCCAGAAGCCCAUUGUCUCAACAAGUAUGAUUCCCCAACACCCACUUCAAUUCUCGAAAUGGGGAAACUCAAAGAUUGGAUUUUUAGGCACAAGGGCAUAUAGUCUGCUGAGUUUGAAUGAUUUGAGGGAUAAUAAAGGUGCAAGAAAACCAAAGACUAGAAAGGGUCGUGGGAUUGGGUCUGGCAAGGGCAAAACUGCAGGUAGAGGUCAUAAGGGUCAGAAAGCUAGGGGGACUCAUAAGUUUGGCUUUGAAGGUGGUCAGACUCCGCUUCGUCGCAGACUCCCCAAAAGGGGAUUUCAUAACCCCUUUAGCCUCACUUUUCAGCCUGUGGGGUUAGGAAAGAUUGCAAAGCUAAUAAAUGCAGGGAGGAUAGACUCUUCAGAAUUAAUCACCAUGAAAACUCUCAAGGAAGCUGGUGCAAUUGGAAAGCAAAUACGUGAUGGGGUUAGGUUGAUGGGACGAGGUGCUGAACAUAUCGAGUGGCCUAUUCAUCUUGAGGUUAGUAGAGUGACAGUAAGGGCAAAGGCAGCUGUUGAAGCAGCAGGUGGAUCUGUGAGGAGAGUUUAUUACAACAAAUUAGGUUUCCGGGCUCUCCUUAAGCCGGAGUGGUUUGAAAAGAAGGGAAGAUUGCUUCCAAGAGCAGCAAGACCUCCACCUAAGCAGGCAGAUAAAGUGGAUAGCAUAGGACGUCUUCCUGCCCCAACAAAGCCAAUUCCUUUUACAGCCGAGGAGAAAGAGGCAAUGUCCUCCCCAGCCAUUUAAGGUUUUUUUCUUUUUGCUAUUCUUGGAUAAGUUAUGAAACAACAGGUAAUGUCUUUUUUGUUAUUGCCAUCUCUCUUCAGACAUAAAAUUGACAAGGGAGGAUUUGAUGGAUUUUUCUCUUUCCUGAUCGUGUUCAGAAGGAAAUCUCAAUAUCACGUAUGGCCUAAAGGUUCAAGGCUGUGAAAUCAUGCUCCCUUCUGCUUAUUUGUAGAUUCUUGUACAAGCAAGUCUCCUAAUCAGUUUCCAUGUUGCACAGCUUUGAGCUUUGCAACAUGAUCUUGGUUAUUAGUGCGGGUUUAGAAUAAAGUGGUGGUUUGAUUAUGCCAUUAGUGAAAAACAACUUGCUUAGUGCUUUAAUGAAAUGAAAUAGCAUGAGUGCUUUAGGUUAUUCGAAUUA
This is a messenger RNA of Daucus carota subsp. sativus, 1337 nucleotides long. RefSeq lists its product as uncharacterized. Lineage: Eukaryota; Viridiplantae; Streptophyta; Magnoliopsida; Apiales; Apiaceae. Gene Ontology annotation, biological process: translation. Gene Ontology annotation, molecular function: structural constituent of ribosome. The transcript has 4 exons. The record is from RefSeq and is a predicted model, not a curated record. Gene Ontology annotation, cellular component: mitochondrial large ribosomal subunit. The coding region runs from base 116 to 940 and encodes 274 amino acids.